AUGUCCACCGAAGUGUCGCAGUCACUGGCCGCCGCAAUGGCUAGACCUCAGAUCGGUAUCGACCGACUUCCCGCCCGCCGCGUUUCGAACGAGCCCCGAGAGGCCAUGAACUGCAAGAGUUGUCGAAAGCGAAAGAUCAAGUGCAAUCGCACAAGGCCGACUUGUGAAGCCUGUCAGGUGUUCAACUGUCCGUGUAUAUAUGACGCUGUUCCCAAAAAACGAGGACCAAAGACAGACGUCCUCGAGGCCCUUCUGAAGCGUGUUGACGGCCUGGAAAAGCGCCUGGUUUCCGAAGGAAAGAGCGAUGACCCAACCGAAACCGACCCCACCUCCCAGGACAACAACACUGCCGUCGACACCAAACCAAAAGAUCUCGCAUCGUCGCAAUCUCCACACGAAUCAUCGCCCCGUCGCUCAAGUGCCACCAACCAUGCGAAUCAGUUGAUGUCGCCCAUUGAGCCAAGUAUACAACCGCCUACCCUAGCUCCCGACCUGCUUCUAGACACCUAUUUCGCCAGAAUUCAUGGAAAGCCCUACUAUAUCCUGGACGAGUCGACCACGAGACAGCGACUACAGGCCAAUCAGCUUCCCGGUCACUUAGCCUAUGCUGUUUACGCCGUGAGUGCUAGAUAUGCACCCCACUUCGGAGGAUACAGCUCUGCAGUGCGCAUCGGACAAGAGUAUGCCCGUCGUGCUCGGCUGGAACUUGAGAUAGAUGAGCCCUCUAUCGAAACUUUGCAGACACUGAUGCUGCUUUCGCAAGCAAGCUUUCAGUUAGGCAAGGGCAAGAAGACGUUUAUGUUGCUGAAUUCCGCUAUCAGCAUGGCGUUUGCGCUCGACCUACAUCGCGAACUACCAACCGGCAUGAAAGUCACACCUGCCGAACGUGAAGGGCGACGCCGACUAUUCUGGUCGUGUUACCUCAUGGACCGUUUCGCUGCAACCGGCUCCAAGCGACCUUCGUUGAUUGCGGAUGAAUCAAUUGUGCUACGAUUGCCGAGCUGGCAGCUGCACCCCGGCGCGAUGCUGAUAGACGGUGACUACUUUCCAAACGGAUGCAAUUUGCAGUUCAUGGGCGGCACUGGAAAAGGCGGACAAGGAAGUAUGGGUAUGCUGAUUGGCAUAGCACGCAUCCUGGGUAUAACAAAUCGCUACCUUGCAGCCGGUGGUGUCAAGGGUGAUUCACACUUUCCCUGGCACUCAUUAUCCAACCUAUCCAAAAUCCGCCAAGAACUCGACAUAUGGGCAUCGGAGACGCAAGAUACCUUUACCUCCAUCGAGGCUCUCUUUGGUCAACCCGACAGUACCAUACUUGUUCUCAGCAAGUUGAUUUACCACCUCAUACAUUGUCUCAUCUAUCGGCCUUUUCUCCCUGUAGACUUGGCCGAGCUUUCUGGGACGUCGCAGCACCAACCCUGGCAGAUCGAAGCGACCAACCUAUGCUUCCUUCAUGCAAAUGCCAUUGCCGAACUGGUUGAAAUAGGCAGGGCUUCUUCUAUCAUAGAUUGGCCGGCCUUCGUUGGUUAUUGUAUAUGCACAGCGGGCACGAUACAUGUGCAUGGAGCACACUACCCAGGAAGAGAAGGAGAGGUUUUCUCAGUCAGCGCAGAAUUUCUGUCUCGUGAGAUGCAGCAACUGUCCGAGCUUCGCUUCAUCUGGGCUGGAGCUCAGCAUCAGCGAGACACACUGCAAACUAUUUACGGAUGUCACACAGAGCUUGUCCAAUCAUUGGCAAGCAACCCCAUGCGCUAUGCGCCGGUUUUCCAACUUGAAGACUUCUUCGACAGGUACCCUGGCCAGAUCUUCGAUGGAGCACAUGUUACGUUUUUGGAUAUAGCGGUCGAAUCCAUUCACGAAGGCCUUGCGACCUUCAACAUCGAACAACGCAAUAACAUGUACAUGACUAGCGGCGUCAUUGGGAACGCUCAAGGCUACCAAAAGCAUUCCGCGCCCUCACAACAACCACAAUACUCUAAUGGUCACCCAAACAAGAGACGAAGAGCCACAACUUCAUCUUCCAAACCUGCAGCCCAUUCUCAGACCAUUCCCCCAACACCUACAUCAGCCACUCAUCCGCUUACUGUACAUACUCACAGACCUUCCGAUGCCGGUACUUCGGAAUCAAACCCGAGCCCGGGAGAUACUAGAGCGCAUCCUAAUGAAUCUAGUGUGCCACCCUAUACUCCACCGUUACCGAGCAAUUCUUUGAAUCCACCGAGUGCUAACGGUGGUGGACUUGCUCUUCCUUUCUCGCCAAACUUUUCGUUUUCACCACUGCCGCAAUUUGCGAGUCUGGCGCCAUCACCAGUUCCGCGGACAGCGAAUCUCAACCAAAACCAGGAUAACAGCCAUCCGAUCCACUUCGACCCUAUGCUGAGUAUGCCGACGCCAUACGACCAGCAGCCGACCCCCGGUGCUGGAAGCACAUCAGGCGCGUCAGUGCAUACAGACCCUGACAGCAAGGAUCCUUUCCUCAGCUUGCUCGAGCAACUUGCCGAAAACGAAGUCAGCAGAGGCGGUCCGAGCGAGCUAGACUUCUUCUUGAGUGGACAGAGUACCUGA
Messenger RNA from Alternaria burnsii, 2562 nucleotides. Its product is annotated as pentafunctional arom polypeptide. The coding region runs from base 1 to 2562 and encodes 853 amino acids. The record is from RefSeq and is a predicted model, not a curated record. Gene Ontology annotation, biological process: DNA-templated transcription; regulation of DNA-templated transcription. Gene Ontology annotation, molecular function: DNA-binding transcription factor activity, RNA polymerase II-specific; zinc ion binding; DNA binding. Lineage: Eukaryota; Fungi; Ascomycota; Dothideomycetes; Pleosporales; Pleosporaceae. The transcript has 7 exons. Gene Ontology annotation, cellular component: nucleus.